Messenger RNA from Triticum dicoccoides, 519 nucleotides. Its product is annotated as defensin-like protein 1. The transcript has 2 exons. Bases 80 to 322 code for a protein of 80 amino acids. NCBI's taxonomy places the organism in Eukaryota, Viridiplantae, Streptophyta, Magnoliopsida, Poales, Poaceae. Gene Ontology annotation, biological process: defense response. The record is from RefSeq and is a predicted model, not a curated record.
GAUCAGAAGCCCUGGAUUGUUCCACCUAAAGAGAACCAAAGGCUUUGCUCCAUCCACCCACCUACCCCCACAGAAGCAAAUGGAGUUCAAGCCGAAGGCGACCGUGUGCGCGGUGAUGCUGGUGCUGCUCCUGCUUUCCUCAUACGACAGCGGCGGCGUCGGCGUGGCGGAGGCGCGCAUUUGCACGGGGAAGAGCCAGCACCACUCGUUCCCGUGCAUCUCGGACAAGAGCUGCACCAAGACGUGCCUCAGCGAGCACGGCGCAAAAUGGACGGCCGGCUACUGCAAAUUCAGGCGCUGCACCUGCCAGAGGGAGUGCUAGGGCAGACGCUCCGCGCGGCGAGCUCCACCACCCCCGCCCGUCCAUGGCGCCGCCAGUCACCUAUGUAUCUUAACUACCAUGUACCCACUCGCCGCCUCUGUCGGGUGAUGUAAUAAAACGUGGCGCGCACCCGCCGGCGCGUCACCGGUGUACGUAGCAUGAUGCAUGCCACGCGUUGCUUCCAGUGAUAAAAUCAA